Messenger RNA from Lolium perenne, 757 nucleotides. Its product is annotated as transcription initiation factor IIA subunit 2-like. The record is from RefSeq and is a predicted model, not a curated record. Gene Ontology annotation, biological process: transcription initiation at RNA polymerase II promoter. Gene Ontology annotation, cellular component: transcription factor TFIIA complex. NCBI's taxonomy places the organism in Eukaryota, Viridiplantae, Streptophyta, Magnoliopsida, Poales, Poaceae.
AUUUAACCACCCCGAUUUCGAAUUUCUCCCCUCCCCUCCCCGAACCUUCCAGGCCUCGCUCGCCCGCUCGCCGUCCGACCGGUCCGCCGCCAAGGGAGUCGAGCUCGAGCCCUACGCCGGCGCGCACGCGCUCGCGCGAGGAGAAGAGGGGCUCAGGAUGGCGGCCCUGGAGAUAUACCGGAGCGCCUCCAUCGGCAGGGCCCUCACGGACGCGCUGGGCGAGAUGGUCUCCAGCGGCAAGCUCGACCCCCUGCUCGCCCUCCAGGUCCUCCUGCACUUCGACGAGUCCAUGGGCGCGGCGCUGGAGAAUCUGGUCACCAGCACGGUCCACUUCAAGGGCAAUCUGCGCACCUACAGGUACUGCGACAGCGUGUGGACUUUCAACCUGAAAGACGUGACGUUCAGGAACGGGGACAUUUCAGAGGAUAUUGGCAAGUUGAAGAUCGUGGCAUGCGAUUCCAAUUUGCUGAAGCCUAAAGUGCCUCCACAAGAGUAGUUACUUGCCAGGGGUCCAGCCCUAUAACCAUACUUUUAGACCAGGCGCCUCCCACCCAAAUCAAAUAGUCAUGGAUUCCGGUUAUUGAAUCAUUUCACCUCUCAUUGCUAUCUUUUGUUGGGCUUCAAAGUUGUUGUCAUUGAUGAUCUCACAUUUUUUGUGCCGAUGACAUAAUCUGGUUGGUGACGUGACUGUAAGAGUAGAAUGUGACAUGUUCAUGAUGUUAAAACUUUGUAACGCGAAUUGGGUGCUCCUCCGUAA